Teleopsis dalmanni is the source of this 1597-nucleotide messenger RNA. Its product is annotated as larval cuticle protein LCP-30-like. Gene Ontology annotation, molecular function: structural constituent of chitin-based larval cuticle. Gene Ontology annotation, cellular component: chitin-based extracellular matrix. Bases 174 to 1244 code for a protein of 356 amino acids. Lineage: Eukaryota; Metazoa; Arthropoda; Insecta; Diptera; Diopsidae. The transcript is spliced from 7 exons. The record is from RefSeq and is a predicted model, not a curated record.
AAUGGAUGCCAAACAUUCCUGCUACAGCAAGCAAAGCGAAAGGAUUAACUGAAGCAGUACUGAAAAAAAGUUCUAAUUAAAUUAUAAGGGAAAACAGUAUUAAACAGUAAAAAAGGGCAGUGAUUUUUUGUGUUUGUGUGUUGAAAAGAAAAAUCUUUCAAAUCCAUAUCAAAAUGUUUAGAAAAGUGUUGCUAUUUGUGACAAUUGUGGCUGUCAUCGCAGUGUGCAGAGGCGUACCCGUUGAUUCCAAUUCUAAUCAAUACAAUAAUUAUAAUAAUUAUAAUAAUCAAAAUUAUGGCAAGUAUCAGGUUUCAAAUGAAAACGCGAACGAUGGCAAAUAUCAUGCAAAUAAUGAUGGCAGGUACCGUCCAUCACAGAAUGAAGGCCAAGAAGGUGGCUACUACGAUGCAGCUGGUCGGUAUAUACAAAGUACACAGCCUUACCGUCACGUACAUGACAAUCGUGAACUUGGCUUCUAUGUGCACGUACCGUAUCCUUAUGAUGGCGGUUAUGGGCCUUACUCGGGUAGCAACAUUCCCUACGUGCACGAUGACAGGCCAUACGAUCACAAUCUUUACACAACAACAACCACAAAGAAACCCACUACCACCACAAAACGCACCACCACCACUACAACAACAACGACCACUACGCCACGUAAUAUACUCUUCAACUAUGAUGAUGAAGGACGACAUAAGAUAUUGCAUCAGGAGGACGCACGUAAACACGACAAAUACGACCAUGCAUACUUAACUGAGAAUGGCAUCUAUGGUGAAGAACAAGCGAAAUUGCAUCACGAAGGCGGCACUCACGCCAAGGGUUACUAUGAAUACACUGGUGAUGAUGGUAAAUUGUACCGUGUCAACUACAAAAGCAACCACGAAGGCUUCAUGCCCAUGGGUGAACAUAUACCCACACCACCUCCAAUUCCAGAAGCCAUUGCUCGUGCCUUGAAAUGGGUAGAUGAAAAACGCAAAGCCAACGGUGAGAUGCCAAUGUUUGACGAACGCGGUUUCCGUAUUGACAAAAUGAUGACCAAAGACAUCAUGGCAAAAAUCAAGUCCAUACAUGUAGAGGAUAUGCCAGCUGAAAUUGGCGAAAAAAUCCGUGAACUACAAAGGGAAAUGGAAUUAGAGGAACGUAAACAACAGGAAUGGGAACGAACACACUACGAAAGCGAAACUGAUGCUGCUGUUACUGAUCGGCAAUAUUAUGAUGAUGCCACAGAGCAAUAUUACGGUUAAGACGAGUUAGACUAAACAAAUAAAAAAAACAACUCGUAAACAAUUGUGAUGCCACUUCAGGGAUUAAAAAGCUAUUAAGUUUAUUUAUUUUAGUGUUAAAUUGUUAAAAAAAAAUAAAUGUUAAAAUUUUAUGAAAACUCAUUCGAAAUCAAAUUCAUAAACAUUUUCGUAUCGAAUUUAAUUUUCUUGCCAUUAAGUAACGAGUAACCAUUAGAGUUGUGCUGAAAAUACGAGAAAUGUGUAAUAUUAACAAAUUUACUUAAGUCACCACCACAACUUGUCAUACUAAAACAAUUCCCCUUCCCCACGCAUUUGUCGCUCCAGACAAACUAUAACAAGCCAUCAAACAAAAA